Molecule: messenger RNA, 1697 nt
Organism: Hevea brasiliensis (rubber tree)
Lineage: Eukaryota; Viridiplantae; Streptophyta; Magnoliopsida; Malpighiales; Euphorbiaceae
Exons: 1
Coding region: 426-1394 (322 amino acids)
Source: RefSeq, a predicted model, not a curated record
AAGAUAUAAUGAAUACGAGUCUUUGCAUAUAGAUUCCCAUUUUGGUGUUGCAAAAGAAAUACAGGGUGCCCUCGGUCGAUUUUUAAACUUAGACUCUCUCUCUCUCUCUCUCUCUCUCUCUCUAGAGUUUAAUAAAGAAACACCAUACACUAGACAUUUAAAACUCCAACAACCGAAUGCUCACUCUCUGGCAUAAAAACGCUCGUCUACUCUCGCCUUUUCUUUUUAUUAAUAAAAACUAACAAGGAGACAAACCCUCCGCUUUGAUUUCCUCAUCAGAUCUCUUCAUCCUCCAGCAGGAGCUAACCACACCCAGAAAAAUGGCACUGGAGACCACCUCCGCCGCAUGAACGCCCUACUGUUAUAUUCCCAAUCAAUCACACAAUAUAUACCUUACAUUUUUAACAUUUUUGCACUCCCAAUAAAUGAGGUGUAAGAAACAUCCCUGUGACCUCAGUAGCACCGUCGGCGUCUGCGCCUCCUGUCUCCGGGAACGCCUUAUCGUCCUCAUCGCCGCACAGGCUCAGGUUCAACAGAUACACCACCAUCCUCAAUUGGCUUGUCUCCACUCAAGCGCCGCCGUAGAUGAUAGUCGCAAAUCAGACGCUCAGCCACCUCCUAUCAUGUUCCCUCGCUCCGUUUCUCCAUACGUUGCUCGCCGGAAAUCCGACGACACCUCCUGGUCCCACCACCUCCGCUUCUACAGCACUCCCCAGAUGGGCCCCACUUACAACUCUGCCUCCACAGCAUCCGGCUUCGCCACUUCUGCAACUUGUAAAGCUAAGCCCGCCAGAUUCUCCCGUUUGUCCAAUAUGUUCAGGUCCAGAUCCGAGAAAUUUAAUCCGGAUCCUUCUGUUUCCGGUCGUGGAGUUCCUUCUAGGACUUCGUGCCAGGCAUCAUCUUCUUCGCCUUCCUGGUUGUCUGCAAUAUUUUCUGGUCGCAGGAAAAAGCAAUCUGCGCUCUUCUCUGAGCAAUAUUCGGGCGUUGUAGGUCAUAAACCACGUCGGAGGAUGGAUCGAGGAAUGUCGCCAGCGAGAGGGGCGGAUUCCGACGAUGAUUGUGAGGAUUGCAAUCGGUCUCCGUCUGGCAGUGGGUCCUCUUCGGAGUCAUCACAGGCACAGUGGUGGAAGAGGACACCAGUAGCACCAGCAGCGAUGAGGAGAGGAAAGCCGGGAAACGGCACAAACGUAUCGGGAUUAGCGUUUUGUUUGAGCCCUCUGCUGAGGGCCAGCCCUAACCGGCACUGGAACCAGAAAGGCGGAUUGCCACCCGAUAUGGGAUUCUCCGGGGAAGCGAGGGUUCCCGUGAAGCCUCAUCUGUCCGUGGCGGCGUCAUUUUACGCGAACCGGUCGCGGAAGCUAUGCGAUUUUGGAAGGGUUCAUCACAACCGUUGAGAACGGAUCAUUGACUUUGACAACGGCAAUGGUAAUAAUUAUAAAAGUACGGUUUUGGCCCUCCUAUAUUGCAGUUUUAACUUCUUUUGUUAUAUAUAAAUGUUUGAUAAAUUAGAUCAUAGAGGGAGGGAAAAGGGAAAAAAAAAAAGAAGGAAAAUGGGUGUUUGGUUUUCUCUGUACAUUAGCGAUGUUUAUUAUUAGCAGCAUAAACAAAAAGGAAGUACUAUGUAUCUUUUUUGUUGUAUAGUUUGUGAAAUAUUUACGUAUAGUGAAAUUUAAUUUUAUUGGAAAUUAAUUAUUAUA